AUGAGCCCAACCACAUUGCAACUACGUGACCAACAACCUCAUAUUAAAGGACGUAUGCGCUCAACCACAUUGCAACUACGUGACAAACAACCUCAUAUUGAAGGAAGUAUGAGCCCAACCACAUUGCAACUACGAGACCAACAACCUCACAUUGAAGGAAGUAUGAGCCCAACCACAUUGCAACUACGUGACCAACAACCUCACAUUGAAGGAAUAACAACCACAUCAACAACGAUUGAAGGAAGUAUGAGCCCAACCACAUUGCAACUACGUGACCAACAACCUCAUAUUGAAGGAAGUAUGCGCCCAACCACAUUGCAACUACGUGACCAACAACCUCAUAUUGAAGGAAGUAUGAGCCCAACCACAUUGCAACUACGUGACCAACAACCUCAUAUUGAAGGAAGUAUGAGCCCAACCACAUUGCAACUACGUGACCAACAACCUCAUAUUGAAGGAAGUAUGAUUGAAGGAACAACCUCAUAUUGA
This is a messenger RNA of Acanthosepion pharaonis, 489 nucleotides long. NCBI's taxonomy places the organism in Eukaryota, Metazoa, Mollusca, Cephalopoda, Sepiida, Sepiidae. The record is from the annotation of a GenBank genome assembly.